Messenger RNA from Homarus americanus (American lobster), 6344 nucleotides. It is a transcript of the gene Klp61F, whose product is annotated as kinesin-like protein KIF11-A. The transcript is spliced from 21 exons. The coding region runs from base 109 to 3471 and encodes 1120 amino acids. Lineage: Eukaryota; Metazoa; Arthropoda; Malacostraca; Decapoda; Nephropidae. Gene Ontology annotation, biological process: mitotic spindle assembly; microtubule-based movement. Gene Ontology annotation, cellular component: spindle microtubule; nucleus. The record is from RefSeq and is a predicted model, not a curated record. Gene Ontology annotation, molecular function: plus-end-directed microtubule motor activity; ATP binding; microtubule binding.
CACUCGUCAACACUGUCCAUUGCUCUGUUUAAACUGUUGGUGGUGGAGUUAUCCUGAGCUUCUUGCCUUAUUUUACGAUAUAAUAUACAAUACUGAGUGUUUUUCGCGAUGAUGGCGAGCCCUUCGCUACCGAGAAAGAACGCCCGGAAGGGUUGUAGUGGCCAGAAUAUCAAGGUGUUCGUCAGAUGCAGACCAAUGAAUUCUUUCGAGAAGAAUAGCAAGUCAUUUGGUGUUAUAGAAUGUCAGAACAACAGAGAGUUAGUUGUUCGGGACAAACCGUUGGAUAAGUUUGCAAAGACCUUCACCUUUGAUCGAGUUUUUGGUCCAGAUUCAAAACAGAUUGAUGUGUAUAAAUCAGUUGCAAAGAACUGUGUUGAUGAAGUUCUUAGUGGCUUCAAUUGCACUAUCUUUGCAUAUGGACAAACAGGCACAGGGAAAACUUUCACAAUGGAAGGAGAUCGUACUCCAGACACCACUUCGUGGGAUGAGGAUCCAAUGGCAGGCAUCAUACCGCGUUGUGUCAACCACUUGUUUGAUGAAUUACGAAUACAGAAGCUGGAGUUCACGAUGCGUGUCUCCUUUCUUGAGCUCUACAAUGAGGAAUUAUUUGAUCUGCUGUCUGCUCAUGAUGACAUGUCUAAACUCAGACUGUAUGAAGAUUCUUCCCGAAAAGGUUCUUGCAUUAUUCAAGGACUUGAGGAGGUACUGGUGCGCUCUAAGUCAGAUGUGUACAGUGUGUUAGAGAAGGGUUCAACUAAACGUCAGACUGCAGCCACUCUUAUGAAUGCACAUUCCAGCCGUUCCCAUACAGUGUUUACAGUUACCAUACACAUUAAAGAAAACACCGUGGAUGGUGAUGAACUUCUUAAGACUGGUAAGCUACACUUAGUGGACUUGGCUGGAUCAGAGAAUAUUGGCCGUUCAGGUGCAGUGGACAAGAGAGCUCGAGAAGCGGGCAACAUAAACAUGUCUCUUCUGACCCUUGGCCGAGUCAUCACUUCACUUGUUGAAAAGGCUCCUCAUGUUCCCUACAGAGAAUCAAAACUGACUCGCCUUCUGCAAGAUGCCCUUGGUGGGCGCACAAAGACUUCUGUUAUUGCCACAGUCUCACCAGCCUCCAUCAACUUGGAAGAAACUCUCUCCACACUGGAUUAUGCUCACAGGGCCAAGAAUAUCCAGAACAAGCCAGAAGUCAACCAAAAACUGAACAAGAAGGAACUCAUUGGGGAAUAUUCCGAGGAAAUUGAACGCUUGCGUCGUGACUUGAUGGCUAUGCGAGAAAAAAAUGGAGUUUACCUGGCCCAUGAAAACUAUCAGGAAAUGAUGGUGACGAUGGAGCAACAAGCUCAGGAAAUAACAGAGAAAAUCAGUCACAUUCGGGCACUUGAAGAGGAUGUCGAAAAGAAGAUGGAAAUGUUUACGGAUGUGUGUCAUCAACUGGAUAACACAACUGAAAAACUCAAAGACACAACGGAAAAACUGGUGACAACUAAAAACACCCUCGUCUGCACACAGAAACUCUUGCACAACACAGCUCUGGAACGUGACGAACAAAAGUAUAUUGUCUCUGCUCAUAGAAAAACAGAGGAAAAGUUGAAGGCACAAGGCAAAGCACUGGUCAAUGUGGCUGAUACCACCACCAAUGAUCUUGUCAAGUUGCACAACAAAUUGGAUCGGAAAAAGGAAGUUGAAAGCAAAAACGCUGCUGUCAGUGAGGAGUUCCAACACUUGUACUUGAAGAAUGUGGAAGCAGUGCAAAGAGGCCUGACCUCAAAUGUAACCCAACAGAAAGCUGCUAUUAAUACAAUUUCUUCCCAGUUUGGUGACUGUGUUAAGCAGUGCAAGCAGCAGGUGUCAGAAAUAAGUAGCCAGUUGACAGCUUUUGGACAGUGUCAAGCAAACCUUAUUCAAAAUUUUCUGGCUCUCUACAAAAAUAAGGUUGAAGUUCAAGUAUCAUCCACAAAAGCAAUGACUGACUGUGUGUGUCAAGACUGUGAUCAGCAGGAGACAUCGCUUCACAGCUUCCAGAAGACUGAAGCUUUACCCAUCUUAGAUAACAUUGCAUCACUCAUAUCUUCCAAUGCCACCACUAUCACCAAUCUUUACUCUGUCUUAAAUAGCAAACUAACUUCCAUGGAUGAAUGCUGUGAAACUUUUCACCAACAUCAGUCCAAACUAAUUGCCCAGUUGGAACAAGAGAUGAAUACUCACUUGGAGACCCAAAAUGGUUGCAGUACUUCUUGCCUUGACAUUGUGAAUAAUUUGAGUACCUCCACAGAAGCUUGUUUGCAGCACCUGUCAUCCACCAUCAACACUGUAGUAGCCAACCUAUCAGAAGUACAGACUGGGAUUAAAUCAUUUGCCGUUUCUAGUACUGAGGGCUUGAUUGGCAUACGUUCAAAUAUCAACAUGGCUCAAGGAAACACAAAGACAGCAAACAGCAGCAUGAAGUUACUGGUGAAAAGCAUUGGUGAUGAAAGUGUCAAUCAUGUGUCAACCACACACAAUCUAAGGAAGGAAGCACAAAGCACGAUGGAAGAAUUACUUAAUCAGCUUGAGAGUAAUGUUCAACAUAUGGGAGAAGAACGCUGUAGUUUGGAAUCCACCGUGGACCAUUAUACUAGCAGGACUUACCAGACCAUAGCCAAUACACGUACAGUAGUACAGAGCCACAUUAAAGAAAUGGAAAUCAAGAUGGCAGAUGAUGUGAAAAAUGCUACAGUGAAAAUGGAGACAGCAUUAGAGGAUCUUACCGAGGAUGUUGAGAACAAAAAUGAAGCUUUAGCAGCUGAGAUCUUGAGACUUGAGGCAGAGAGCUGUCGCCUCAAUGAUGACUGUCAGAUGGCAGUAAGUAAUCUGCAGAAGUGGUCUGAUAAACAUGAAGAAGAACUCAGUGUUCAAGGGACACAAGUCCUGGAAUUCUUCUCUGAGAAGAUGGCUAAAGAUUUGCCAACAGGUGAAACUCCAGUCCGUCAAGAAUAUCCAUUUUCAAAACAGUUGCCUUUUACUUCUCCUUAUGAGAGACUUCUUGAGAGAUAUCGAUCUGGCACGGUCUCCACAUUGUCAAGGAUCCCACUUCCAUGCUUUGAUGACACUGAGGAUGAAUUGAGUCCAUCGUCGGCAGAGAGUUCACAACUUUCAACAUCUGGGUGCUCACAGCUGGAAGAGGAAUCGGACAGCAGAUCACGAUCAGGAUCUUUUUCUUCCCAGAAGGGUGACACUAUGAAAUUCCUCAUACCCAAUCCACCUCUACAACGGGAAGAUUCUGGCAUUCCCCUCUCCCGCUCCUCUUCAUCAUCUUCCCUCACUGAUACCAAGGAUAAUAAGGAGAAUACCAAAGUAUCACGCCAAGGGAGUACGAAAAAGCGGGAACUGAAGCAGCCCAGCUUGUACCUAAGCAACAGCCAGGAAAAGUUGGCCCCGUCGGAGACAAAUACGAGAUCUAGAAAAAUAUUGGGUUCACAAAACUAGUGAUAGAAUGGGUAAAUUCUUUUCUUGGUGAUUUACUUAAAAUUACUCCAAGAAGUCUUAAGUAAGGCAAAUUGUGAGUAUUCUGACAAAGAGAGAACUUUAAACAAUGAUAUGUAAACCUGAAAAGAUGCCCUAGAAACUUCCCUGCAUUGGUAAAGAACCAUUAGUCAAUUCUUAUGGAGUAUUAUCAUACAGCUACUGGUACUACCUUUCCCUUUAAAUGUACAGUUUGAUAUUAUAAUUUCUGCUUACCUCACAUUAACUAUGCCUUUGAUUCAUUUUGUCACAUGGUGUUUGCUAUCCUUUAGAUUUUAAAUAAACAAGAUUGAAUUUGUUGUUUUGUGUUGAGGUAACAUUUAAGGUCAUUGCUCAUUUCUUUAAUUUAGUGGUUAGCAUGACCCCCAUCAAACUUUUCUUAGAAGCUCAUACAUUGGCCAUUGUAUAGUGCAUUGAAAAUAAAGUGAAAGUUAAUUCAUAAGAUUACAUUUAUUUAUUGCAUCAGUUUUCCUGAAAAUGGUUAACUCUGAAAUUAUAUAAUUGGUUAAUAGAAGAAUGUUUUGAAAGAUAUAGUAACUAAAAUAUUUGACAAAAGACAUUUACUGUAUACAGUAUGAGUUGCUUUAGCAAAUUAUAUAAUAUAUAUAUAUAUAUAUAUAUAUAUAUAUAUAUAUAUAUAUAUAUAUAUAUAUAUAUAUAUAUAUACACACACACACACAGGGGUUCCUCAAUAUCCGUGGUUUCACAUUUACAGGGCAAAGUUGUUGCUGAAUUAUACAUAAAAAGUCCCCACAUUUAUGGGGAAUAAUAUCCGCUAUACCACCAUUUAUUCCCAAUACAGUGCAAUUUGUUUUAUCUAAAUUCCUGGAGACAAAUGAUGGUUUAGAUACCAGGAUGUGCCUACAAGAACAUGCAAUAAUUAUCGUUAAGUCAAAAUUCGGUUUAGCUGUGGCUUGACUCACUGAGAGGAGGUUAACUUGUGUUGAGGUGGCGUGCUGCCAUUGUUACAUCUAAUGAAACUAUAAAAGUUGGAAUAAAUGCAACAAUACAGUACUGUACUCUAAUGUGGCUUAGAAUUAAAGAAAAUAUAAAAUAAACGAUAAAAUAGACAAAUUAAGACUGUGGGUGUGUAUGUUUGGGCUUGUGGAAGCAGUGUGCUUGGAGUCAGCUGGGUGGCUGCUCACCAAAUACAGUGUCUAAUCUCCCACGGUUUUCUUUCUUUUUUUUGUGCGAAUUCUUGAAAAAUCAUUGCAAUUCUUUGAGCCAUGAGUUCAAAAUGUAGUGCUAAACUGAGUGCUAUCCAUAAAAGGAAGCAUAGCAGCUAUGGACUGAACAUGAAUUAGACAUUAUUCGUCGGACGAAAAGUAGUGAACUUAUGAUAGACAUUUUACAUGCUGUUCAGAUUCCCAAGUAAAAAUUAUAAAACAAAAGUAAUCCCUUUUAGUGUCACUUAGUAUUUUAUGGUCCCACUCAAACCCUAUUUCCAUUAUGUCUUAUGGCCAGAAAUUCCCCGCUGUAAGUGGCAAUUUUCCAGUCCCUAAUAGCCUCGGAUAAUGAGGACCUCCUAGAAGGUAGAAUUUGGUUUUUUAAGUACUGUACCAUGCAUAUCAUUAGUUCUGUAAGUAGUGGUUGAAAGUUCGACUCGCCAAAAAAGUCCUUCAAUGUUUGUUAUAAGGUCAGUUCUACUGUCAAUCAGCAGCAGUCAAAAUUAAUUAGAUGCAAUAUUUAGGGAAGCUACAGUUAUUAGGAAGAUGUGCUUUGAAUUUAAUGAGUACUGUACAGUAUUUAGUUUCAUUGGUGGAUAUUACAUGGACACCUGCACAUUUUUUCUCUUCCAUUCAAGAAAUAUAGUUGCCCUCCAUCCAUUUAUUAUUAAUAUGAGCUAUCUUAAAAUAAUAUGUAGCUGCUAUGUCAAGAUUUGUAAGACUUAAUAGCUAUAUAGAUUUAUUAAAGAAAAUCUAGUAUUCCUUUUAAUAAAAAUACUGUACAUACAUUGCAAUUAUAAAUAAUUAUACAAAGGUAAACAAAAAAGUAGUGUAUGGUUCAGAAUGUAAGUACACUACAGUAAACUCCCUACUAUCCAUAGAGGUUGGAAGAAGUGGGAGAGAGACUUCUUGUGGAUAGCUGAGUCUUCUGAAUGUAUGUUUGAGAUAUAUUUUACAGAAGCAACUCUAUUUAUAAUACAGGAUAAGUGUGGCUACCAAUUUUAAUGUUCAUUUUAUUGUGUAACAUGGUAAAAUAACUUUUUAACAGUAGUUUAUAUUUUAUAUUUACAACCUUGGUACAUUGUGGUACAGUAAUAAGGCUUCAUACAAUAGUAGCAAAAAAAGCAGUUUAUUUUGCCCUGUGGUACAAAGGUUAUGCAAGUUCUUUUAUUUUAUUUUAUCCAAUAUAUUCACUUCAUUCAUUUCUUAAGUUGCCCUGGGUGAAACCCGGACAAAACAUAAGGUUCAAAUAUCUCGCAUAAUGGAUAAUUUUAGGGUUAUGUUUACUUUUAGGAUAUUGUACAGUGUGUGCAUGUGUCAAAUCUUGUCUGUACACCUUUAAAAGGAGUGCGGCGGUCGAGUGGAUACAGCACUUGACUCCCAUUCCAGGGGUCAAUGGUCUUUUCCUGGGCGCUCCCAGUUCAUCCAGCUGUAAAUGGGUACCUGAGUUUACAACUGGGGAAUGAAGGCGGUCGAGAGUAGCACUGGCCAUGCUGCCUCCUUGUGUACUGAAGGCUUAGUGUACAGUGUGCUGUCUCCACACUGUCCCUAAUGGGCAGUCAUGCCUAUGGAACCUACAUUCACACUUGUGAAGACUUUCUAUACAGUAAAAAUGUUUUACAUAUCAGUAGGAAUGUGAAACAGUAUAUAAUAAAUUUGAAGUAGAUAAAA